Messenger RNA from Fopius arisanus, 2175 nucleotides. Its product is annotated as extensin. NCBI's taxonomy places the organism in Eukaryota, Metazoa, Arthropoda, Insecta, Hymenoptera, Braconidae. Gene Ontology annotation, molecular function: transcription coregulator activity. The record is from RefSeq and is a predicted model, not a curated record. Gene Ontology annotation, biological process: regulation of transcription by RNA polymerase II. Gene Ontology annotation, cellular component: transcription regulator complex. The coding region runs from base 115 to 1239 and encodes 374 amino acids. The transcript is spliced from 7 exons.
UAUUCCCUCCAUAAAGAAGCAUCGCCAUAACCUCGUUCUCAAAAAAAUGUCAGUUUCUAGGCGAUCGGAGAAUUAAUUGCACUUUAUUGUUGUUUAAUUUGUCGAAUUGGUGAGAUGCCAGCUGUGACGACUGGACCUCCCCAGAGGAGCGAGCAGAUGUGGCAGGCAUUGAAACGACACAUCAUCAGGGAAAGACAGAGGAAAAAACAAGAACAAGAAGCCGAUGCCGAAGAGGAGAGACAGAGGAAAGAGAGGGAAAGACAGCAGAAGAUGGACGUGAUGACCCUGGGAGAGACUAGAGAGCAAAUUUCAGUGUUGGAAGCUGAAUUGUCACAGUUAAAAGACGAGAAGCAUCAGUUAUUCUUACAACUUAAGAAAGUGUUGAAUGAGGAUGAUAAUCGUAGAAGACAGCUCACUAAAGAGGCUAGUGUCUGUUCAGAGGUUUUGACCAGCGUCAGCAAUUAUCCACCUGCUGGUACAAAUGUUGUCCAUCCCCAGAUGUUCCUUCCAGUCCCAAUAGGAAGUCCAUUGUAUAAAAUUGCUGCUGCAACUCCUACACACACCCUUUUGCCAAGUGUCAAUGGACCUUUGAAGAGGGGCCACAGCCCUUCCCCACCUCCCACAGCAUCUCCUUAUCACACUGUCUAUGGGUACAAACCUUCCCCAACAAUGCCGAGUUAUAAUCCACCUCAAACGAGGGAACUGAGGGGAGAUGGUUGUAUUUUUCCAGAAUCAGAGGAGGCUGCCAGGAGAACUGGCGACUCUCGCGCCGUCCUCUGGAAUAAAAAUAAUCAAUAUCCACCCUCGACUUUUUAUCCAACACCAGGUGGACAGAGUGUUUACAGUUAUUCUGCACCAACGUCACAACCUGCUCGUGAUAAUGAUCCAGGAAAACCAGUUUAUCUCUCAGGAAACAGGGCAACAUUGUCCACUCACCAAGCAGCUUACGUCACAAGUCUUCAUUCCCUGGACCACAAGACGGCAUACUCCGAAGAUAAAUUUUACUUGCGACCUGGGAGUCAUGUGACUGUUCAUGGAGGUGCUAUUCCCAUUCAACAGCCACCCCAGGGUGCAAAACUUGGAAGUAUAACGUCAGGAUAUCCAGUGAGGGCCCCACAGCCAAUACCUGGACCCUAUCCACCACCUCCUCCUGGUGCUUUUGUCAGUGCACAGCCUGGAAACAUUCCUGCACGUCUGAUGUAUUCGCAGCCAGGUACCAGAUACAUACGAGAAUCAUAAAUCCACUCUGCAGAAUUUUUUAUUCAAAACGACUGGCUGGAGCCAUUAUACGUUUAUUAACACUUCACCACUUUCAUUUAAUUCGAUUCUUUCGCAAAUUUAUCGUGAAUAUUUUUGUUUGUAUUAACACAUUUUUUUUAUUCUGUAUAUUUUGUAGAUAUCGUUAAUUAUCGCAAAAUUAACGAAAAAGAUUGAGACUCGGUUGUAGAAUCUUUCGAAUCAAUUAAUUUGUCGUAUUUUUUCCGUCUGGAAUAUUUGAAAAUUACGUAUUGUAAAAAAAGGAAAUGAAAUAGCAGUCUUAGCUAAUUUUGAAAGCUAAAUCCAAUUAGGGAAAAUCGUAAAUUAAUAAUUUACUGAAGUAAAUGACUGUCAGAUUGCAAUUUGUCAGGCAACAAAUGGCUAUGACAUUGUCAUUAGCCCCAGUAAAAAAUUUCUUUACAAUUUCUUUUCAAAAUCUGAAUUUUUUAAUAAUUUUUCUUUUCUUAAAAGGCAGUCUUUUAUAUCUGAGAUAAGAAUUUCGAGAGAAAUUUCGAUUACAUUCGAUAGAUACGACCGAGUUCGUAACACGUUUUUCGAUCAUCUGUAUUUUUUGUAGAUAUCAUCAAUUACGGGAGUGUAAUUGAGAAAAAUGAAUUAUUUAGUAUUGACCGGGGAAAAUAAAUUCAAUACAUCUGAGUAAAGAAGUGGUGAAACGAGUUGAGUAAACUCGAUUGUUCUGCAGAAUUAAACAUUGAAAUAGCCUUUGCUGAAAUCAUUUUCGUUAACUAAUUUUUUAUCAUUAUCAAUCACAAAAUUAUGAUUCAAUACAAAAUGUAAUUCCUUGAAAAUUGACUGUAUUCUUCCCACAGACAAUUUUUUGUACCAAUUUUCUCCAAUCUGUAUAUUUUGUAGAUAUUGACUAUCGCAAAAUAAUUGUAACAAAUUAAUAAAUUACUA